CCUCUCCUUCCAUUGAUCCCGGAGCGCUCUCCGCACCGCCGCCUCAUCGCAUUGCUCCUCUGCGCUUAUCUGCAUUUUUCGUCUUUUCUUUUUUUUUUCUUUUCUCUUUUAUUUUCUUCCAGGGUGGGGGCACCGGUGCAUUUUUUGUAGGGACCAAAAUAACGUCCCCCUUGCCUCCCCAUCCCUGAGCUCCCUCCGUUAAACCAUGGCCAGCACCGAGGAUAAAGAGGCCAGCAAGGAGAAGGCGUCCAGCUGGAAGGACUCCUUCUACAACCCGAGGACCGGGGAGCUGCUGGGUCGGACGGCCAGCAGCUGGGCCCUCAUCCUGCUCUUCUACCUGGUCUUCUACUGUUUCCUGGCCGGCAUGUUCGCCCUGACCAUGUGGGUGAUGCUGCUCACUCUGGAUGAACAUGUGCCGAGGUACAGGGACCGCCUCCCCAAUCCAGGAUUGGUGAUCCGCCCAAACUCCUUGGAUAUAUCAUUCAAUAAAUCUGAUCCGCUGAAGUAUGCAGAUUAUGUCCGAAGCUUGGAAACCUUCCUCCAAAGAUACAAUGAUACGGAGCAGCUGGCAGUGGAAGGCUGCAGUCCAGGAGUGUACACCGAGGAGGUGGGGGAGGAGGGCGCCCCAAGGAAAGCAUGUCCCUUCAAAAGGUCCACCCUAAGCUUCUGCUCUGGCCUCUCUGACACUAACUUCGGGUACCAUGAAGGAAAACCCUGUGUGCUGCUGAAAAUGAACAGGAUCAUUGGCCUGAAGCCACACGGGGAUCCCUACAUCAACUGCACCGUUAAAAAAGAAAACCCGGUUCAAAUGCAUUAUUUCCCCCAAGAGGCGCGCUUUGACAAGAUGUAUUUCCCCUAUUAUGGCAAGAAAGCCCAUGAGAAAUAUUUGCAGCCCCUGGUGGCCGUGAAGCUGCUGCUCACCAAGGAGGACUACAACAAGGAGCUGUCUGUGGAGUGCAGGGUGGAGGGCUCCGACCUUCGCAACAACGACGAAAGGGACAAGUUCCUGGGCCGCGUCACCUUCCGGAUCAAAGUCGUAGAGUAACAAGAGGCGGCUCCGACCAAUUAGCAGCAACAACAACAAAAAAUAAAUGUUUAAAUCAGAUAAAGGUUUGGGUUCUACCAUGAGAAGCUGCUUGGUAUCACAUGUUGCUUUGUUUUUGUUUUUUUUGCUGAUCUCUACCCUGAACAAAAAGUUUCUAGACCCGCCCCGUUUUAUCCUCUACUUAGUUUAGAUCUUUUUAUUUCUUUAUUGCUGAUGUGAUUUAAUAACCUAUAGCCAUUGGAACCAAGCUGUUUGGAGCUGUUGUGUAAUUGCUGACCUUUCAUUUGUAACCUUCCUGGUUGCCAGGUUGAGUGUGUGGUUUCCACCCCCGAGUCUGUAUGAGGGACCCUCUUACUUUCUGGUUUUUCCCGGAUUUUAGAUCUUACUAUAUCGUAGAGCUGAAAAAGUAGAACACUUCCAGCGUAUCUCUCAUCUCAAAAAGACUUCAUCGAGACAUACCUUGAUAACCAAGUAUAGCUGAUGUACUCCCUUUGAACUAUAAAUACAUAGAUGCAUAUUUAGGGAAUUAUAGAUAGUGCUGUGGCGCGCAUAGCCGUAGCCCAGUCUUGUGCCGUGUGUCUGGCUGUUUGUCCGUCUGCAUGUGUGUUUUUGUCCGUCCGUCUGGCUGCCUGUCUUCCUGUUUGUCCACGUCUCCACUGCCACUAGCCGACGUGUGGGUGAGCCUGGCUUUUCCUGAGGCGUGGCGGUUGUGUAUGGAUGGUGGGAACAGCGACGCUUUGCUGUUUGAGGCGGAGAGGAAGCGUAUCGAAAAAUAACUGCAACUAUGUACUGUAUACCUUUACGUGAUCUCUAUAUCUAUCCGGGUCUCAAAGAUUGUUCGUUAGUUUACUCUCUUCUUCAGCCUGUGUAUCUGAUUGUCUGCUGAUCUAUUACUCUUUAAUGUACAUAUAUAUAUAUAUAAAUAUAUACAUGCAAACACACACCACACAAUAUUUCCCAUAUUUACCCAAAUCACGCUGUAUUUUGUUCACAAAACACAAUGUCUGUGCACUGUAAAGAAAUAUAAUUUAAGCAAAGAUUUGCAGAAGAUUAUCUAACCUUAUUCAAAGCUAUGUUUACAAAAUCUUAAAAGGAACCCGUAUUUAAAGGAAUAACCUGUAACAUCUCUUUUCAGGGUGCCUUAAGGCCUGAUGAAAUACAUUAUGGAAUAAAAGUGAUUUUGAAGAAAAAAGAA
Messenger RNA from Cyprinodon tularosa, 2240 nucleotides. RefSeq names its product ATPase Na+/K+ transporting subunit beta 3a (gene atp1b3a). Lineage: Eukaryota; Metazoa; Chordata; Actinopteri; Cyprinodontiformes; Cyprinodontidae. Gene Ontology annotation, molecular function: ATPase activator activity. Gene Ontology annotation, biological process: sodium ion export across plasma membrane; intracellular potassium ion homeostasis; potassium ion import across plasma membrane. The transcript has 7 exons. Bases 206 to 1045 code for a protein of 279 amino acids. Gene Ontology annotation, cellular component: sodium:potassium-exchanging ATPase complex. The record is from RefSeq and is a predicted model, not a curated record.